This is a messenger RNA of Entamoeba dispar SAW760, 360 nucleotides long. RefSeq lists its product as uncharacterized. Bases 1 to 360 code for a protein of 119 amino acids. The transcript has 3 exons. The record is from RefSeq and is a predicted model, not a curated record. Lineage: Eukaryota; Evosea; Mastigamoebida; Endamoebidae.
AUGACUAUUUAUGUGAUAAUAGAUUCAGAAGUAUGCAUACAAUUGAUCCUUGACAUAUUAUUUGUUAAUUUUUUAAGAGAAUUUAUGUCACAAACACUACAAGUAUUAGUAUUAUUAUUAAAACUUAACUUUGAACAUUUUAUAUCUGAACAUAAAAACAGUUUUUUCUGUUUGAGAAGAAAGAUUAAUACUUCCAAGAAAUGCAACUGUACAAUGUCUAGAUAUUACAACAUACACUUCAAGCCAAAGCUUCAAUUUAUUGAAUUUAAUAACGAUAAAGUCAUUCCUUUCAGUAAUAUUCCUAAUAAUAUCAAUCUCUUUUUUUCUAUCUUGCAAUGGUUCUGGAACUACACAAUUUAA